UAUUGCAAAAUGCCAACAACCGUAAAAGCUGCGUCUGCGUGUGUGAUAGCGGAGAAACCAGUUAUACUCACUGUAGUAAAUUUUUGUAAGUUGAUUUAUGGCGCAGUAAAUCUAUAAAUCUAUUAAAAUCCCCAGGCCCAAGCCCACUAAAAAUUAUAAAGUACACGCUAGCCCAAUUAGUUAGAAUCGGAACAGAUCGAUGAGGUGAGAGUGGUGGUGGUGGUGACUGUAGUCGGUUUAUCGACGGCGAGAACAAAGCUUUCUUCUGAUUCUAACCCUCUCUCUCAAUUCUUUGCUCGGACAUUGUCUCUAUUAAGAAGCGAAAUUGGUUUACAUCGUCGUAAAGUGAUUUCUUUAUCCUCCGACCCACUCUGAUUGUAUCCAUCUGAUAACGUCUCCUGAGUGAAAAUCGAGCCUUUCUAGGGUUUUGUGCUGCUCCAGCUUUCAACAUUCCAGGGUCGAAAAAAGUGCUGAGUGUGUCUUGUAAGGUAUGGACAAAAUCAGUGGACUGUCUGAUGACUUGCUGGUUAAGAUACUAUCCUUUGUUCCGACAAAAGUGGCUGUAUCCACUAGCGUUCUGUCUAAGCGAUGGGAAUGUCUUUGGAUGUGGGUGCCUACCUUCGAAGACAUUAAUACUGACAUUAAAGACAGGUAUCGUGUGUCUGUUCACAAGAACCUCCUAUCACACAGAGCUCCCAUCAUAGAAAGCCUGCGCCUCAAGUUCUGUCUCGGAUCACUUCAACCCGAGGAUAUCAAACAAUGGGUAGUCUCUCGCUGCGUGCGGGUGCUGAGUACCACCCUCGUGACUUUGAAACUCGAAGGAAACAAGAUUCUCGUCGAUGUUCCUCCAACAGUUUGUCUCCCUUCCUUGGCAACUUUGCAACUCUUAUGCGUGACAUACUUCGAUGAAGCUUCUCUCCGGAUGCUUCUAUCCAACUGCCCCGUUCUGGAAGAUCUGGUUAUUGAAAGGGAUACAGCAGAUGACAACGCGAAAGGGUUGGUAGUUGUUGUCCCCUCCUUGCAGAGGCUAUCAUUGCAGAUAGACGGUGGAUGUUGUUCUUAUGAUGGGUAUGUGAUAGAUACGCCUUCUUUGAUGUAUUUCAAAGUUUAGGAUUACAGAGACAGAGACGGUUUCUUCUAUUUGAUCAAGGAUAUGCCGAAACUGGAAGAGGCAGAUAUCGCUGUUAAGUAUGGUCUCCAAGAGUUUCUCGAAUCAGUCACAUCUGUCAAACGUCUUUCGAUUAUAGUAUUGUUCAACAAUGAAGAAGAGUCUAUGUACUGUUCUUGUAUUGUCUUCAAUCAGCUCCAACGCCUGAAGCUAAGUAUAUGCAAUGACGACUGGUCCAAGUUACUUUUCCGCUUCCUCAAAGAUUCUCCUAAACUCCGAGUCCUCAAUCUCGACCGCGCUUCUCGGUAUCAACGCUUUGACGAGACGAGUUACGAACGGACUAGCUGGGACAAUGAAUGGAGCGUGACUCCAAACUGUUUGUUGAAGACUCUUGAAACUUUCGAGUUUUCAGGGUGCAAGGGAAGACCACAAGAGAGAGCUUUCUUGAGCUUUUUCUUUACUAAUGCUCGUUGCCUGAAAUCUACAUCAAUCUUGCGCUAAGACUGAUGUUGAAACUUGAAAAAUGAUCUAAUAGUCGGUCGUUUUGGAGUGUGGAUCUUAGGUCUGUUUUGUUGUCCAGGAACUGGUGGGUUCUUUUAACCAUGGAUGUUCGAUUUGUAUUGGAGAAUGGAUGUUUGGUUUUGUUUUGUUGUCCAGGAAUUAGUAAAUGUGUAGUGUGUGACUUGCGACUCAAACCUCUUAUUAAAGAAGAUACCCAACUCAGGUUGUGUUUCUCUCUUGUUAAAUUAAUUUAUUUCCUCUGUUUCUAA
Molecule: messenger RNA, 1878 nt
Organism: Brassica napus (rape)
Lineage: Eukaryota; Viridiplantae; Streptophyta; Magnoliopsida; Brassicales; Brassicaceae
Product: putative FBD-associated F-box protein At5g56700
Molecular function (GO): protein binding
Source: RefSeq, a predicted model, not a curated record